GCUGACAAUAUCGCAGACAAAGAUUUCAAUUGUAAUUCUUAGAUCGCAAACCACAUUGUUGUCGACCACAUUGACGUUAGUUAUGUCAGUUAAAUUAAUGUCAAAAUGUUGUCGUUCUCUGGUUUUCUUUAACGUCGAUGUUAUUAAAGAGUACUUUUAAAAGUAUAGGUUUCUAUAUAAUAUCUUAAUAUUUAAAUAGAUUUACAUAAAAUUAUUUAUCAGACGAUGUUAAAAUGGAGGAUAAAGUUUUAUCAGUGAGCGAUGUACUGCAUGGUAAUGGUGAUAUUGAGUGGCAACCACUAGCUCUCACUUUGGUUGAAUAUCCAAAAGGUGAUAUACUAGGAAAAUUCUUUGCUCUUAUUAGCUUAGCUCCAUUUGGAAUUGGUGCUGGAUUUGUUGCAUUAAUACUAUUUCGACGAGAUCUUCACACUAUUGCAUUCUUUUUUGGUACAUUAGUCAAUGAACUGUUGAAUAUUAUUUUAAAACAUAUUAUUUGUGAAGCUAGACCAAUAGCAAGAGGGCAUUUAUAUAAUGAAUAUGGAAUGCCAUCAUCUCAUGCACAAUUUGUUUGGUUUUUUAGUAUUUAUGUCUUAUAUUUUGUUUUGAUCAGAUUACAUCAUAUAAAUAAUAAUAGUAUAAUAUCUGCAUUAUGGCGAGUGGUGAUUGUAGGAGGCUGUAUUACUUUAGCUUUGUUAGUCAGCAUUGGAAGAGUAUAUUUGCACUAUCACACAACAGCUCAAGUCAUUGUUGGUGGAAUUGUUGGAUUCUUAUUUGCUACUCUGUGGUUUGCGUUGGUGCACAGAGUUUUCACACCAGUUUUUCCUCAGUUAGUGUCAAUGAAAUUAUUUGAAAUGCUGAUGAUAAGGGACACUACUUUGAUUCCGAACGUGUUAUGGUUCGAGUACACGACAUCGCGACAAGAAGCACGUGCACGCGGCCGCAAGCUGGCAGCGCUGAAGCCGACGCAAUGACGUUGCGCCUUACGCGCGUCGGCUUCACUGCCGGCGCGCGGCUGACGUCUGCUGGCCGCCGCCGCACUGGCGCUGGCGCUUGUCGGCGGCGCGCUGCUUGCCGGCUCGGAGCCCGCGCGCUCCUUGCUCCCCUAUUGACUCCGUGUUCUAUUCGGAAUGUAAGUGACUACUUGUUUCUCAACCGUAUAUUAGUGAUUUGAGGUGUGUUCUGUUUAAAAUAUAUUUUUAUAGAACUGCUAGGGAUAAUUGUUUAUUUAAUCAUUAAAUAAAUAUAGUUUUUCUAUAUCUAAUAAAAUCGUGAAAGGGACUUAAACAUGUAAAUAUAUAAUUAUAAUGCAAUAAUGAUGUACCCAAUGACCUCUAAUGGUACCUACUGUAUUAGUAAUUUUAAUAUUGUUAAAUGUCUGAUUGCUUUUUGUACAAUAAAGCACACCCCUAACUGAGUCUAUGCUAUUGUGUCAACCAAAAGUACCUUUCACAGUUCCUUGGUUGUGUUAAGUAUAAUUAUAAUUGAAAAUAAAUUAUAUGACAUAAACAUUACAGCAAUACAUAAUAAUUAUAUAAUAAUUUCAAAAAUUUGUGUAAGUAACAAUGUCAUUAAUUUAUGUACCUAAUUAAGCACCUAUUAACUAAGAUAUAACAAUAUUCUAGAAAAAUGAAACUCCUUCAAAAAUAAUGUGGCCAAAUAAAUUGAUGCUUUAAAAAUACCACUCAAGGUUAUCCUAAAUUUCUCUCUGGAGCAACCAUAAUUUCAGUGUGGCGUAUAAUUAAUUACCUACUAUUUUAUCAUUUUUAAUAUUGCCUUACUUAUAAGGCGCAAUACAUAUUGAAAUUUAUGUAGAUGCUUAUUUUUAUAAUAAUAAUAAUUUAAUUUUAGAAUUCGUUGCAUAUAAUCCUAUCCAAUUUGUCACUAAGACUACACGGAAUCGAUUGAAUUGUAGAAAGAAUUUAUAAAGGUUUUCAAAUCCCAGUUGAAAUCGGAUGACAUUAUUAGGUUCGGACAAUGCGGAUUACGCAUGUGCAUUUUUUUAUUACCACUAGAUAAUUACGCAGCGCUAUUUAAUCCCAAACUAAGCAGAGCUUGUACUAAUAAGCUCUAGACAAGUAAAGGUAAUAAUUAUUUUUUAUAUAAAUACACAUUAUACAUAGAAAACACCAAGACCAGUACAAAUAGUCAUACAACAUUUGAAUGAUUGCGGGUUGAGCCUUAAUCUGGACCUCAAUACAGAAAAAUACAGAAAUGAAAAUAUAGAUUAAUUAAAAAACUUAUAUAACUGAUCGUACCACACAGAGAGUGAGUUUACAGAUCAUAGAAUAAAACAAAGGAAAUACAAAGCGACAGUAAUGCCACCAACAUAUAAUAUACACACUUUGUUUGAGAUGCGUUCUAGACUAGAUAUCAAUAUUUAAACGCUCUCACAUAUCUAGAAAGCAACUCAAUUAAACAAAAUAAUACGGUUUUAUUAAUAUAUUAAUAUAAAUUAUGACCUAUUGGUUAUAUAAAAUAAUAAUUCUGAUUAAUAUUUAUUAUAUAAAAUUUCUGAAACUUAUCUACAAAAACAAAAAUCUUUCUCUGUAACAAUAUGCAUGCAGAUUAAUUAUAAUAUAAGAUAAUAUUUUACAUUUAUCUUAUAUUUUAUGUUCAAACACAGUAAUGCUUGAAUAUAU
This is a messenger RNA of Galleria mellonella (greater wax moth), 2639 nucleotides long. RefSeq names its product dolichyldiphosphatase 1-like. Gene Ontology annotation, biological process: lipid biosynthetic process; protein N-linked glycosylation. The coding region runs from base 234 to 971 and encodes 245 amino acids. The record is from RefSeq and is a predicted model, not a curated record. NCBI's taxonomy places the organism in Eukaryota, Metazoa, Arthropoda, Insecta, Lepidoptera, Pyralidae. The transcript is spliced from 5 exons. Gene Ontology annotation, molecular function: dolichyldiphosphatase activity. Gene Ontology annotation, cellular component: intracellular membrane-bounded organelle; endoplasmic reticulum membrane.